CCUCCAAUUGGAUGUUGCAGCACGCAUUCGGGGAGGAGCAGCGCGAGCAGCCAAAAGGGAGGAAAAUGUGGAGCGUAAAAACCGUCCUCGCUGUUUCGACCCGCGCUCCUCCAGCUCCACUUUUAUCCGUCUCAGUCUCUCAAAUGUUGACCGCCGCAGCGUGAGCACCCCCGGUUCAGCGCGGCGAGCCGUGGCCUGGAAACAGGACUUCCCGAACAGAGACGCGAGGUCGAGCCGAGCCGGACCGGACCGGACCGGACCGGACCGCGUGUGGACGCGCUUUGGGGAGGUUUUACGCAUUGCGCAGGAUGCAGGCGCGCUACUCCGUCUCCAGCCCCAACUCUUUGGGAGUGGUACCGUACAUCAGCAGCGACCAGAGCUAUUACCGGGCCGGCGGAGGAUACACCGGGAUGCCUGCGCCCAUGAGCAUGUACUCGCACGCGGCCCACGAGCAGUACCCGAGCAGCAUGGCCCGCGCGUACGGACCGUACACCCCUCAGCACCAGCCGAAGGACAUGGUCAAGCCUCCGUACAGCUACAUCGCCCUCAUCACCAUGGCGAUUCAGAACUCCCCGGAGAAAAAGAUCACCCUCAAUGGGAUUUACCAGUUCAUCAUGGAGCGGUUCCCCUUUUACCGGGACAACAAGCAGGGCUGGCAGAACAGCAUUCGGCACAACCUGUCCCUCAACGAGUGCUUUGUCAAAGUGCCCCGGGACGACAAGAAGCCCGGCAAGGGCAGCUACUGGACCCUGGACCCGGACUCCUACAACAUGUUUGAGAACGGCAGCUUCCUGCGGCGCCGGAGGAGGUUCAAAAAGAAGGACGUGCAGAGGGAAAAGGAGGAGCGGGACCGGCAGGGCAAGGACCCGUCCUCCAGAACCCCGGGCCGGGAGCAGGAGCCGGCGGGUCAGGGCACUCAACCCGUGCGACUCCAGGACAUCAAGACGGAGAACGGGACGUCCACGCCGCCGCAGGCCGCGUCCCCCACGCUGAGCGCCGUUCCCAAGAUCGAAAGUCCCGACAGCAGCAGCAGCAGCAGCAGCACCGGCACCGGCACCGGCACCGGCACCGGCACCGGCAGCACGUCCGCAGGCAGCCCGCACAGCGUGCCCUCCACCCGCUCACUGAGCCUGGACCCCGCCGAGCAGCACCACCAGGCCCCGGCGCAGGGCUUCAGCGUGGACACCAUCGUGACGGCCCCCCUGCGGGGCUCUCCGCACGCCGAGCUCUCCCCGCCCAUCGUCGCCUCCUCUCGGACAGGUAUCACCCCUUCGCUCGCCCUCAACUACUCCCCCAACCAGACGCCGGCCUACGGCUCCUCGGCCUGCAGCCAGAACUCCAGCGCCACCUAUCACUGCAACAUGCAAGCCAUGAGCCUGUACGCGGGGGAGCGGGCGCCGGCCGCCGCCGUGGACGAGCCUCUGCCCGACUACUGCAUCAGCACCACCAUCGCUUCUCCGCUCGGACACGGCGCCCUGAGCCAGGCGGGCCCGGACGGCGCGCACGCGCACCAGGGCCGCCUCGCGUCCUGGUACGGGGACCUGAGCCACCUGAGCGCGGGGUACCCCACGCAGCAGCAGAACGUCCACGCUGUGCGGGAGAUGUUCGAGUCCCAGCGGAUCGGGCUCAACGGCUCCCCGGUCAACGGGAAUAACAGCUGUCAGAUGGGCUUCGCGCCGGGCCAGUCGCUCUAUCGACCCACGGGAGCGUUUGUCUACGACUGCAGCAAGUUCUGAGAGCUCGGCGCGUCUUCUAAAUAACAACUCUAAUAUAUAGGUUCUAUAUUUUUUCUACUUUUGCUCUUUUAUUCACACUCCGAAUGGACAUAAGGUUCUUUUGUCGAGACGCGUGUUAACACCAAAACACGUAAGUUUUCUUCCUUCUCACUUCGAGAUUUGCUGAAAUCCCAGUUUUAUGACUAUAGACUGUAAAUUAUAGCCUAAUAUAGUAAUUUAUUUUUAGGAAGGGAGUGGUUGGAUGUUGAGGACCAAACACUUUAAGCCUUUUCCCACUUUUCCUAUCGCUGCCUUUAAUUGUGCCAUGUCUUGUAUAGAAAUAGAGGAGGAGCUUUGUAGCUUAUACUGACUUAUUUUAUUCAUAUGUUUUACGUCUUAAGACUAUUUUGAAGGCAUUACAUUGUUUGUUUAAUAAAGUGCCGUCUAUUUGAUUUUAA
Molecule: messenger RNA, 2173 nt
Organism: Betta splendens (Siamese fighting fish)
Lineage: Eukaryota; Metazoa; Chordata; Actinopteri; Anabantiformes; Osphronemidae
Product: forkhead box C1-A-like
Exons: 1
Coding region: 309-1736 (475 amino acids)
Biological process (GO): cell differentiation; regulation of transcription by RNA polymerase II; anatomical structure morphogenesis
Molecular function (GO): DNA-binding transcription factor activity, RNA polymerase II-specific; RNA polymerase II cis-regulatory region sequence-specific DNA binding
Source: RefSeq, a predicted model, not a curated record